UGCACACUAGAGAGCUACAAUGCAGCAUGGCUUCGGAAAUCCCACGGGUGAGCAAAAUUAUGAGCCUUUAAAGAACGUAUUUGAAGACUUUCUCGUGUUGCUAUUCUGUUUACUGUAAAAUCACUUCCGUAAACUAUUCUCGAUCGGACGUUGUCAUCCGGUACGUUUUAAAUCGCAAUGUCCAAGGCGAAGGAGAAGAAAGCGCAUUCUGACGCUAAGAUCCAUAAACACACAGCUAAAGAUAAGAGGAAGACGUUUUGGAUCAAACAGAACCUGAGGAAGAAGAAGCUUGAGAAGCAAGCAGCGCCGCAGAAGCAGCAGGAGAAACCUGGACCUCCACAGGAAGCCCAGCAGAUCUCUGCCAACUGGAAAUCAUUACAGCAGAUCCUGAAGAGCAGUCAGUCGGAGAAAAGGCAUCAGAAUGGCUUCACCACAAAGAAACACCAAGAAAAUGCUUUUCAGAGGAGUUCUGUGAACACUGCCGCUCCAAGCGAAAGGGACUCUGGGGAAAAAGAAAAGCAGAAAACGGUUCCUGUUGUCCCCAAAGAGGCUGGAGAGAAGCUGAAGCUCCCUGCAGCUUCAGACUCUCAGCAAUCUGCUGCUGCAAAAAGGAAGAAAGACAGAGAAAUGCCAACUAGUGAGGAAGACGGACCAAAGAAGAAGAAGAAGAAGAUCUCAUUGGAUGAGGAGAGGAAACCUACAGAGGACGACCUUUGGUUCGACGACGUCGACCCCGAUGUUAUCGAGGAAACGAUGGGAGCGGAGGCAGCAGAGAUCAUGAGGAGGAAGCAAGGCGUCCGCAGCAAGAGCAGAGAGCCAGAGACUUCCCUGGUGAAGGAGUCGGCCUUCAGCGGAAUAACCCAAACUGUUGCCAUCGACUGUGAGAUGGUGGGAGUCGGUCCUGAUGGCGAAGAGAGCAUCCUGGCCCGAGUGUCCCUCGUGAACAAGUUUGGGAAAUGCAUCUAUGACAAGUAUGUGAAACCCACAGAGAAGGUGACGGACUACAGGACAGCCGUCAGCGGCAUCCGACCAGAGGACAUCAAGGACGGAGAGGACGUUCAGACGGUGCAGAGGGAGGUCGCCGACAUCUUGAAGGGGAGAAUAGUGGUUGGACAUGCCAUCCACAACGACUUAAAGAUUUUGCUUCUGGAUCAUCCAAAGAAGUUCAUCAGAGACACACAGAAGUAUAAACCCUUCAGGCGGAUCGCCAAGAGUAGCCGGCCGUCGCUCAAAGUCCUCUGCAGAGAAGUCCUGAACGUAAAAGUCCAGCAGGGCGAACACUCGUCUGUGCAGGACGCUCAGGCCACCAUGAGGCUUUACACACUGGUGAAGAAACAGUGGGAAGCCGAGAUCAGCAGCAGGAAGAGAAACAAAGAGUCUGAGGAGAAAAAGAAGAGGAAGCCGAGGUAGAGAGGAGGACGGAGGA
Messenger RNA from Xiphophorus maculatus (southern platyfish), 1426 nucleotides. It is a transcript of the gene rexo4, whose product is annotated as REX4 homolog, 3'-5' exonuclease. The coding region runs from base 178 to 1410 and encodes 410 amino acids. The record is from RefSeq and is a predicted model, not a curated record. Lineage: Eukaryota; Metazoa; Chordata; Actinopteri; Cyprinodontiformes; Poeciliidae. The transcript has 8 exons. Gene Ontology annotation, cellular component: nucleus. Gene Ontology annotation, molecular function: nucleic acid binding; 3'-5' exonuclease activity. Gene Ontology annotation, biological process: rRNA processing; DNA catabolic process.